AUGAGGCCCCACAACCACCAACUGAAGCACCCACACACCACACUGAGGAUGCCCACACCAAAAAAUGACGACAACCCACAACCCACAACACUUAAAGCAACAAACAACAACAAAUUGGGGCCACCACAAACAACCACAACUGAAGCAGCCACAACCACAACAGAGGCCCCGAGAACAACCACAACUGAAUCAACCACAACAACAACUGAAGCAACAAGAACCACAACUGAGGCCUCUAGGACAACCACAACUGAAGCAACCACAACCAAAACUGAGGCAACUACAACCACAACUGAGGCACCCACAACAACCACAACUGAAGCAACAACAACCACAACAGAGGCACCCACAACAACAACAACUGAAGCUACAACAACAACAACAACUGAGGCACCCACAACAACCACAACUGAGGCCCCUACAACAACCACAACCGAAGAAACCACAACAACAACAACUGAGGUACCCACAACAACCACAACUGAGGCACCCACAACAACCACAACUGAGGCCCCACAACCACAACUGAAGCAACCACAACAACUACAACUGAGACACCCACAACAACCACAACUGAAGCAACAACAACAACAACUGAGGCACCCACAACAACCACAACUGAAGCAACAUCAACAACAACUGAAGUCCUUACAACAACAACAACUGAAGCAACAACAACAACAACUGAGUCACCCACAACAACCACAACUGAAGCAACAUCAACAACAACUGAGGCCCCUACAACAACCACAACUGAAACAACAAACAACCACAACUGAAGCAACAACAACCACAACCGCAACAAACAACAACAACUCUGAAGGCACCCACACAAAAAAACGCAACUGA
This is a messenger RNA of Betta splendens (Siamese fighting fish), 849 nucleotides long. RefSeq names its product integumentary mucin C.1-like. The transcript is spliced from 3 exons. Lineage: Eukaryota; Metazoa; Chordata; Actinopteri; Anabantiformes; Osphronemidae. The record is from RefSeq and is a predicted model, not a curated record. The coding region runs from base 1 to 849 and encodes 282 amino acids.